Heterostelium album PN500 is the source of this 2865-nucleotide messenger RNA. RefSeq names its product putative exoribonuclease. The coding region runs from base 1 to 2865 and encodes 954 amino acids. Lineage: Eukaryota; Evosea; Eumycetozoa; Acytosteliales; Acytosteliaceae. Gene Ontology annotation, molecular function: RNA binding; endonuclease activity; 3'-5'-RNA exonuclease activity. The transcript is spliced from 3 exons. Gene Ontology annotation, cellular component: nuclear exosome (RNase complex); cytoplasmic exosome (RNase complex). Gene Ontology annotation, biological process: rRNA catabolic process. The record is from RefSeq and is a predicted model, not a curated record.
AUGUCACAUUCAAAUAAAGAAUAUUAUAGAGCUACAAGAAGAGGAAAGAUUAUAAAAGUUGUUAGAGAAGUUUAUUUAAGAGAUGAUUUGAUAUGUGGUCAUCAGAAAUGUCAGAGUUGUUUGGAGAUAAAGAAACGAUUGUAUAGAACCGUUGAAGAACGUGAACGUGCAGAGAGUACCUACUCAGAGUUGACUGGUGAAGGUGAUUCUCAAAAGAUUUUGAUUCUCGAUACCAAUGUUGUGCUUCAUCAGAUAGAUCUACUGGAGGAUCCGACCAUCAAAAACGUAGUCAUUCUCACAACGGUGCUAGACGAAGUGAAAAGUCAGAACUUCCCAAUCUACAACAGACUAAGAGAGAUCAUUAAGAAUCAACAACGCCAAUUCUACGUAUACUCUAACGAACAUUCAAAAUACACUGCAAUCACAAGAGAUAAUGGUGAAACUUCAAACGAUAGAAAUGAUAGAGCUAUUCGAGUUGCAACGGAAUGGUAUAGAGCUCAUUUGAAAAAGUUGAAUGUAAAUGUUUUGUUGGUGACAAACGAUAGGGAUAAUUUGGCGAAAGCAAAAGCUUUGGGUUUGGAUGGUAAAACUAUUCAGGAUUUGGUGAUGGAGAUGAGUGAUGUCAAUCCAAGUUUGGUCGAUAAGUUGUCGUCACCGGAUGAUGACGAUCAUAGUAAUAGCGUUGAUGCAAAGAAGUUCCAGUUUGCUGAGCAUCGACCGAUGUCUUUGUUGACCGAGCAAUUGAAACAAGGUCAGAUCUAUCAAGGUAUCAUUAGAACCGACCGUUCCAACUAUUUAGAAGCAUUGGUAAAGACUGAUAGUCCACUGAUGGAACAAGAGAUUCUCAUACAGGGUUUGGAAUCGAUGAAUCGUGCGGUCGACGGUGAUAUUGUCGCCGUUGAACUGCUGCCGAAAGCAGAGUGGUCUCGACCAUCUGGUGUUGUACUUCUCGAUACUGAGGCGAUUGAAGAUGACGAUGAUUCAAUUGCAAAGGAUGCUAGCAGUGUCUCGACAGCGGUUGGCGACGGUCAACCCACUGGAAGAGUGGUGGGAAUCAUCAAGAGAAAUUGGAAGCCAUAUUGUGGUGCCGUCGAAUUUAAGGGUGAUAUCAAUAGCGUCGUGACAAAUCAACAACAGCAACUGUUGUUUGUUGCAAUCGAUAGACGUAUUCCAAAGAUUAGAAUUAGAUCGCGUCAAGUCAGCAGUGUUGUUGGCCGUCGUAUUGUUGUGGCGAUCGAUAGCUGGGAGCGUCACUCUCGCUAUCCAAGUGGACAUUUUGUGAAGGAUCUCGGUCCGCUCGGUGACCGUGAGACAGAGAGUCAGGUGUUGCUCUUGCAAUUCGAUAUUCCACAUCAUCCAUUUGGUGCGUCGGUGAUGAAGUGUUUGCCACCACCCGAUAUUAUGGAUCAUGUUAGUCCAGCCGAUAUGCUGGGUCGUCGUGACUUGCGUGGUGAAUGUAUAUUCUCGGUGGAUCCACCUGGCUGUACCGAUAUCGAUGAUGCUCUUCACUGUAAGCGACUACCCGACGGAAACUUUGAGGUUGGUGUCCACAUUGCCGACGUCUCGCAUUUCGUGAGAGAAGGCGCUGCUAUCGAUGAAGAAGCAUCGCAUCGUGGUACCACUGUAUACCUUGUCGAUCGUCGUAUUGACAUGUUGCCUGGCGAACUCUCGAGUAAUCUUUGUUCGUUGAUGUCCAAUGUCGAUCGUUUCUCAUUCUCUGUGAUUUGGAAGAUGGAUCCCAAUGGAAAUGUGUUGGACGUUGAAUAUACCAAGAGUUUGAUCCGUUCAGUUGCAUCGAUGACCUACGAGCAAGCACAAAUAAAGAUUGACGAUGCCUCUCAGAACGAUAUUGUUGCAACCAAUUUGCGUUUGAUGCUGGCAUUGUCAAAGAAACUAAAGUCAAAGAGAUUCGAUGCCGGUGCACUCAUUCUGGCGUCGCCACAAGUCAAAUUCAAAACCGAGGAGGUCGGUGGUGAUCCAUCGGAUGUCGAACUCUACCAGAUGCGUGAAACCAAUUCCAUGAUCGAAGAGUUUAUGUUGCUCGCCAAUAUUUGGGUGGCCAAAAAGAUUCAUAAACAUUUCCCUGGCUGUGCAUUGCUGCGUCGCCAUCCCACUCCGAAAGCAUCGAGUUUCGAACUACUCUCGAAACUCGUCGAACAAAAAGGAUUCGAUUUCCGAACGGAUACAUCUAAGUUGUUGGCGGAAUCUUUAGACCUCUGUGUCAUUCCCGACGAUCCAUACUUUAAUACCCUCCUUCGUAUUAUGACAACAAGAUGUAUGUUCCCAGCACAAUAUUUCAGUUCUGGAUCGGUUCCAUACGAAGAAUAUUUCCAUUAUGGUUUGGCAUCGGAGAUCUAUACACAUUUCACUUCACCAAUUCGUCGUUAUCCAGAUGUAAUCGUUCAUCGUCUGUUGGCAUCGGCUAUCGGUGUAACUUCAGUCUCACUGAAAAUGGACAACAAGACAGGUAGAAAGACAACAGAGAACGCAUAUAUUAUUCGUGUAAAGGCAAAUGCAUUCGUUGUGUUGGUUCCACGUUAUGGAUUCGAAGGAACAGUCUACGUAUCGGAACCAAAUCAACCAACCAACUUUAUCUAUGACUGUACAAAGCAAACACUCUCCAAUGGUAGCCUUACAUUCCGUGUAUUCGACAUGGUUACCGUAGAGAUCUUUGUUGAUGACUCAAAAGCACACGAUCAAAAGUUAAUGAUCAAUUGUAUAAAUCCAGUACUUCCUAAUAUCAAACCGAAAUACGAUGUUGUUGAAAAAACCACCGCCACCAAAACACCAAAAGAUGAAAAGAAAAAGAAUACAACCAAUUCUAAAGAUUUAAACAACAGAAACCUAAAGAAACAAAAGUUAUAA